GGGCAAUACAUGUCUCUUUCUCUGUUUCUCAGUUGCCUUUUCUUUAGUAUGAGGGGUGGACAGACGGUCUCAGAGGCCUCUCCCACUAUUUUUCUGUGACUGCAUGGAGUGGCGUGAUGUUAGAAACAGGAUAUGAGGCACUCUAGUAAUGUGGAGACGAACUAUAGUUUGGCAGAGAGGAUGGAAAAAGUCAUUCCAAGAAAAGAGGAAUGGCUUUAGCUAUUGCUGACAGCAGAUAAUCAGGUUAUAAGCAGGCAAGAGUAAGAGGUUUGCCAAGUUAUUGUUGGAAGCAUUUGUCACUGUGACUCAAAUUAAAGUAGAUGGAUAAAAAAGUGGACCAGUGAAGGCCAGUGAAACCUUUCUUUAGGAGUUUUUAUUUAAUCUGUAUUUAAGCAGAUUCUCUGUAAUUCUCUGUAAACAGUUAUUCCCAGAAGAAUGCCAUGAAAUACUUGGGAAAGAGGGAGUGGGCACAAAGCCCAGAGUUGGUUGAAAAGCAAAUGUUUAAUUUUUGUCUUUGUUUGGAAAUACAGGCGUGUCAGCAGGACUUUGUCCCCACUGUCCUUCAGUCAGUAGUGUUGCCACUUCCUGGAGACGUGGUUCUUCUUUUCACGCGGGCUUUUCCUUCUUUACCUGUUACUUCCGUUACUGAAUAAGUUUCAUGCUUAUAGACCUAAACUGUUAGAAUAAUAAAGAAAUUUAGAAACUAUUUAGUCCAUUCUUCCCAUCAUCUAAUUUUAGUCCUGAGACAGAAUGAAACAUAGAUACUCUGUAUGAAGGAGGAAAGUGCUCCAACACUAGAGUCCUUGGAAACAGGACCCAUGCAUCCCGUGUCUGUGUGCAGGGACAUUAUUGGCUUGAGGGAGAGAGAGAAAAAAAUCUCCAGGAAAGGGGAAUGACUUUCAAGUUAAAACUGUCUGAACAUUUAAAAAAUAUAUGAAGUUUUUUUGCAAUUGGCAAUUCCUUCAUUUGUACUAAAAUUACUGACAAAAAUGUGAUGUUCCUUAAUCAUAGAAUAUAAUUCCUUGUUGUAUUUUAAAACACAAAUGACUAAGUACCUAGAUGCGUUCUAAUGAAAUAGUAAUUUUUCCCCCAAACCCUACUUUUUGUUUCAACAAAACUUCCUUGUGCCAAGUUUAAAAGAAAAACAAAAAACUGUCUUUUGGCGUUGUGGGCAGAUUGUGAGUCCUCCAAAGGUUGUCCAGUAAAGGCCCAGAGGCAGAGAAGGGACCUGACUAUAUUCAGAGGCUGCUGGUUGCCCCAGCCCAGCACUACUGCAGAACUCUAAAAUCAGAGGCUGCUCUGUUUGUGUGAGUUGGUGCUUGAAUUGGAGCUUCAGGCCAUGGCGCUGUGUGUAUGCAGGCACAUUUGGGUUGUAUGUUGUGGCGGAGUUCCGCUUUUCGGGACUCAGAGGUGGUGUUGCUUGAGCUAAGUCUGGAAAGACGGGUCUGUUUUCUCCUUGUUUACAAAGGGUUCAAAGUCUGACUCCACCAUUCAUCUGCUGUUUGUUCUUGGAGUUUCCUCAUGAGCAGAGCAUAUUUACAUAAUGCCUACCUCACACAGUUCUGGUGCUGGUUGAAUGUAGUCAUGUAUAUGAGAGCUUCACAAAAUGAAAGACUGCACUGAAUAUUAUAAUGAUUGUGAUUUCAAGUGCAUUUGUUUCACUAGCAGGCAGCCUGUCUUUCUUGACAGCUUCUCAAGUGCAGCCAGACUGAAUACUUGCAGGUAGGUGGAUGACAACCGAGGAUUGAGGAUUUUUAAAAAGAUAACACUGUCCUAGAUCCAACACCACUGUGGGCAAAUGCUGGGGGUCUGUGAAACAGUUGGUACCCUGCUGCUGUCUGAUAUUGGUAACUAUGAGAUCUAUAAAGUGAUCCUGGUGACCUUUGGCCCACUGUUUUUACACAAGCAAUGGAUCUACAGCCCUGCUUUGAUGGUGGAGAUAAGCAAUUUUGCAACUACAUUAUAAGGACCAGACGAUUGAAUGUUCAGGGUUAGUCUCUUGUGGACAGGUAAAGAUGGAAGAAGGAGAAACCCAGGAAACAUAGCAAGCCUACUUUUGGGGGUUAGAAGCUGAGAGGUUGAGUGUAGGGGGAGGGGCAGUGUACUAAUAGCUGUCACACAACCUUCUCUAGAAGUGCUUUCCUGGCUGUAUGAAAUCGAUGGAAUAAUGUGCUUAGCAUCCAUUCAUGAAACCAAAUGAUGUGAUAUGAUACAUAGAAUGUGAUAUGAUAAAUGAUAAAUAGAAAGUCUAGUGGAAAAGCAUCUUACUGGAAGACCAUAUCUUACUCUGUGACAUCUUCCAAGGCAGUUCUUGGAGUUGGCCCAGGGAGAUCAGAGAUGCUAUCUUAUGGAUCCAGACUAUUAUGUGUGAAUAGUGAAACCUCAGUCCUGCCAUGGACAAGAGUAAGCACCACAGACAGCAGAAAAAGGUAACUUUUGGACAGAAGGCCAUGUUUCUCAAACUUUGUCUUCCAGAACAAAUCUCUAAUCUAUUCAGGUAGGUUAAUAUCUAACCCAAUCAUGCCCAGCGAAAAGGUGAAUGACCCUCCUCGUUCGUUCAAGAGCAGUGUCCUUGGUUUUCAUGUCCCUGCCAGGAUUGGGGGUCCUUAGCUCUAUUCUCUCCACCCCCUUAUUAGAACACUAUAUAAUCAGAACCUGGAGAGGCCUCCAGGUUCACACAGCUAGAACCCGUCUCCAGGAACAAACAGCUGGAACCAUCUCCCAUUGAAGGGAAAUUGCCAGGUUUUUGUAAGAUUCUUCCUCCUGGGAGCCUGUGUUGGAAGAGAUGGUGAUGCGCCUGGGCCUUUUCUUGUUGGUCUUCAUGCUGGGUCUGGGUCUGACCCCACCCACCCUGGCUCAGGAUAACCCCAGGUACAGAGACUUCCUGGCCAAGCACUAUGAUGCCACACCACAGGGCCGGAAUGACAGAUACUGUGAAAGCACGAUGAGGAGACGGCACCUGACCUCACCCUGCAAAGACACCAACACCUUUAUUCAUGGCAACAGGCACCACAUCAAGGCCAUCUGUGGAGAUGAGAAUGGAAACCCUUACGGAGGAAACCUAAGAAUAAGCACCUCUAAGGUACUGAUGGCUCUGCAGAGGACCCAUUCAUUGCUUCUGCUUUUGCUGCUGACCCUGCUGGGGCUGGGGCUGGUCCAGCCCUCCUAUGGCCAGAAUGGCAUGUACCAACGAUUCCUGAGGCAACAUGUGCACCCUGAGGAGACAGGUGGCAAUGAUCGCUACUGCAACAUGAUGAUGCAAAGACGGAAGAUGACUUUGUAUCAUUGCAAGCGCUUCAACACCUUCAUCCAUGAAGAUAUCUGGAACAUUCGUAGUAUCUGCAGCACCGCCAAUAUCCAAUGCAAGAACGGCAAGAUGAACUGCCAUGAGGGUGUAGUGAAGGUCACAGACUGCAGGGAUACAGGAAGUUCCAAGGCACCCAACUGCAGAUAUCGGGCCAUGGCGAGCACUAGACGUGUUGUCAUUGCCUGCGAGGGUAACCCACAGGUGCCUGUGCACUUUGACGGUUAGAUGCCACCCUGUAGGGAUUAUCACGAGUGGUUGACCUUACACUUACUCCUUAAAUAGCAGUGAGUAAUGCAUUUGAGCUGUCCCAGGCUCUGUCUCCUCAGCUCAUUUCUUAUUCUUUUUCUCUAUAUAACUCGUUCUAUUAAAUACAUUGCACCAAAGAGAAAUGGAGACAUAAACCUAUAAUGAACGAGGCUGGGCUUUUCUGUAAUAAGCUUCCUUUUAUAAUACUGCUCAGCUUAGCUCUCUCAGAUCCUAUCCUGUGGAAUUUAGUUAUUAUGUGUAUUUAUGUAGUAUUUCAAACAUUUCAAAAAUGCUUUCAUCUAUGUUUAUCACAUUUUAAUACCACAGCACUUAUAAUGAUGUCAUUACAUAUAGAAGCUCAAAGUUAAGGGAUUUGCUGAAGACUAUAAAACUACUGGAAGAAUUGAGACAAAAAUCCAGUGUAGCUGGCCACUUAUUCAGGGCUUUUUCUACUUCAUCACAAGGAAUGUUUUUAAAGUCUCUGCUUUUUUUUAAUCCUUAAAAUUCACCUGUCCAGGGAGGCAUUAAAAAUUUGGCAAUGUAUGCCAGCAAAAUGUGAGCUCUGUAUUUUUUGGCAUUGUUAUGUUUGGGUUGAAUGAGAUUAAGAAAAUGAUAUUGGGAAUUUUCUUUUUCCUGAACCUUUGAAUCACCCUAGUAAGUCAAAGUAUUAAAAAAAGUACUAGAUCAUUAAGACUCAUGUGCUCUUGCUGACUGAAAGAUUUUUUGUUUUUCUUGUAAUAAAGGACUUAAACUGAAGGUACCUGA
Messenger RNA from Cercocebus atys (sooty mangabey), 4318 nucleotides. Its product is annotated as ribonuclease 4. Gene Ontology annotation, biological process: defense response to Gram-positive bacterium; antimicrobial humoral immune response mediated by antimicrobial peptide; innate immune response. The coding region runs from base 2786 to 3532 and encodes 248 amino acids. The transcript is spliced from 3 exons. The record is from RefSeq and is a predicted model, not a curated record. Gene Ontology annotation, molecular function: RNA nuclease activity; nucleic acid binding. NCBI's taxonomy places the organism in Eukaryota, Metazoa, Chordata, Mammalia, Primates, Cercopithecidae.